This is a messenger RNA of Drosophila montana, 6708 nucleotides long. RefSeq lists its product as uncharacterized. Gene Ontology annotation, biological process: regulation of transcription by RNA polymerase II. The coding region runs from base 468 to 4538 and encodes 1356 amino acids. The transcript is spliced from 4 exons. The record is from RefSeq and is a predicted model, not a curated record. NCBI's taxonomy places the organism in Eukaryota, Metazoa, Arthropoda, Insecta, Diptera, Drosophilidae. Gene Ontology annotation, molecular function: DNA-binding transcription factor activity, RNA polymerase II-specific; RNA polymerase II cis-regulatory region sequence-specific DNA binding.
UGUGUGUAUUUUUCGAGACGCAGAAGGAAAGGAGCUCUUAUCUCCGCGAAAAAUGGAUUAUUCCAAUAUAUUUUGUAAUCUUAUUAGAAAACAGCCUACAUAUUGAAAUUGCAACAAUCACAAUAUAAAUUUUCAUCUGGCGUAGAAGGCGUACGUUAGCCUUGCACUUGCGUUACCCAUGCAAUUGUCACAACCAAAAUGGUUUAUUAUCUUGCGUUAACAUCCGUGUCUUCCGUCGUCUCCAAAAUGUUCGUCGCGCCAGUUAUCGACUUCGCAAUCUUCAUCUCCUAAAGCACGCGUCAGCAUACAUUUAGUGAAUCUAUAAUUAUCGGAAAACAAAAACAAGAGGCAAUCUAACAAGAAGUGACGGGAAAAAGGCAAAGUGUCCUCAGGAGCAACACAUUGAGGUUGCUGCUGGCUGGUGGCUUGCGGUGGUUCGCGUGUUGAAGGCCAGCCCUCCACCUAACAUGUCCGAGAAGCAUGGCCAGCUUAGUGGUGCGCAGUGGUCGGCGAAAUCAGCAGCAGCGGCAGCGGCAGUGGGUGGUACAACAGCAUCGACAUCGCUGCAGAAGCAUCAGCAAUCUAAUCCAAAUUCCAAUUCCAUAUACGAAGCAACCGCGACAGGUACCACAAAUGCCUAUGGUAUAUGUGGCGUGCCUGUUCCGAUUCCGGACAUUCCCACCUACACGUCAGGACGGUUCCAAGCUCCGCCCAUUCACAUGCAAACGAUCAAAUCGUCACCACUGACCAUUGCGCCAAUUGUUGCGCCUCCACUGGCUCUCGCUCAGUCCCAGGUGUCCCCCACACCCACAAAUGUACCUGUUCCCAGCGGCGGCUUUGUGCCGACAGCGUUUGCAAAUGUAAAUUCUUCUGGCUCUGCAGCCAGUGGUGCGACAUCUGUGCUCACGCCGAAUCCCUUUGCAGCAGCCGCUGGCAAUGCUGGGCUUGCGUUUGUCAAUGCCUUUAACAGCGCUCAACAAUUGGAACUGGGAAAGAUAAUGCAUGCAAUGAAUGUGAACGCCUCUUCGUCAACAGCAACGCUUGCAGCAGCAGCUAUACCAAGGCAUCCACAACCUCCACAUCCACAUCCUCCCCACCCACAUCCCAGUGAAGGCGGCUCAUCAGCUGUCCCGCCGGCUGCACCCAGUGGUGCCAUCAACUCCACCAUUACGGAGAAUGUGAUGAAUGCACUAACUAGCGAUGAGGAGCGCAUGCGUCGCGUACAGCAGGUCAUCGAAGCUAGUUUGGAUGACGCUGCUAAGCUGCAGAUCGCGCAAAUUCUUGAAAGUGUCGCUGGCCUAAAGCCCAUUGAGAAACUGUUUUUGUAUUUGCGCUUGCCCGGCGAGAGUGCGGACACUGACCCAUUGAGACAGCCACAGAAUCCGCUUGGCACACGUUCCGAGAUUAAUCACACCAUCAAUUGGGUGCGUUCACAUCUUGAGCACGAUGCUCAGGUUUCCAUACCAAAACAGGACGUUUACAAUGAUUACAUAGCCUAUUGUGAACGCCUGAGCAUCAAGCCACUGUCAACGGCUGACUUUGGUAAGGUCAUGAAGCAGGUGUUCCCCGGCGUUCGACCGCGGCGUCUAGGCACGCGUGGCAACUCCCGCUACUGCUAUGCGGCCAUGCGGAAAACCACCAAACUGACGCCGCCACAGUUGCCGCAACUAUGCAAGGAUGAGCCAAUCGACGACACUGUCGCCGCGGAAGCCAAUGUGACAGCGUUCAAUCGAUCACCUAGUGCCGCAGCGAGCGUACAAGGUGCAGCAGCCGAUAAUGACUGUAGUUGGGAUGUGGUGCGCACCUGGGCGGAAAAGCUGCUUAACACCAAACUGGAGAGCGUCACAGAGCUGGCCACACGUAUCAAAAGUAACAAUGCAACAAUUAAUGCAGGACUGGGGCCCAAAAAAUAUACGCCCAGGGAGCCCAAAGAGAAGCGCCUUCUUGCAGACAUGGGACCGCUGAAGAAGCGUCGCAAAAAGAAACGCAAAGGGUCCACAUCCUCCGAAUCGAGCUGCAAUCAACCGAAUGCCGCACAAGAUGCGGGUAGCAGUCAGGAAGCAGUCAGCGAUGAACACAAAACGGAGCUGUUACUCAAGAUCAAGCAGGAGAUUACAGACUCAUCCGGUGGCUAUUUGACAGCACAGCAACAACAGCAGCAAGUUCUGCCCAUGAAUCUGGCCACAGAGCCGCGCAGCAAUGUUGCCCGCAACCUAACACCCAAGCUAUUGGAACUGCAAGCGGAGGCUGCAGGACAACAGCCGUUAUCCCCCACUGGGAUAGUCAUUAAGGACGAGGCCGAAGAGUACAAUACCACCAAUAUAUUUUGCAAGAAAGUCCUAAAGGCGCAGCAGACCAAAGGCUUUUGGGCCAACUCUCCCAGCAGCGGCAGCACAAGCGGCGGCACGUUGCUUGUACCCCCAGUGAUUACCACAACGGCAGCGACACCACCGCCAUCCGCGCAGCCACCUGCUGGCAACUCACCCAUCCAUACCGCGCUAUCAAUGGGCCCACCGGCGCAAUUAAAUAAUCCCAGUUCGGUCAGCCCGUCAAGCAGUCUGGACACGAGCAGUAGCACACCGAAAGUCGCAUCGCGCAAUAUGAUGUUGUUGCGGGCCAAACGCUUGAUAGCAGAGAAUGCGGCCACAUUGGCCGCCACUGCAGAGGACUCUGGGCUGGCUGAGAAUCUAGGAUUGCCACGUGAGCGCGUCAUUAGCAUAUGCAAUAUGGAUAAGCAUGAGCUUGAUGAUUACUUAAUGCCCGGCGAUGAUGAGGAGGAGAACUCUGAGGGCCCCGAUACCGAGCUGCUUCAAUAUUUUCAGAUGGGAGACGCUGAGGAAAAACAACUGAAUUCCUUAGAUGCUCAAGCAGAACAACACAGAAAUCCACAAGCUGCAUCAGCUAUUGCAAUAACAAGUGCACUGGCGAUAGCAACUGCAAGAUCAGCAACGGCAACCGCGACAUCAACAACAGCGGUGCAACAGCAACAACAACAGCAGCAGCAGCAACAACAGUUGCUGCAGCUGCAAAUGCGUCGCUCUAUGCCCUUGCCAACUGCAGCAGCGACAGCAAAUGUUGUGGGUUCUGCCUCAGCGUCUCUGGCACUAAUGUCACGAAAGCAUCAACAACGACAGCAGCAGCAACAUCAACAACAACAUCAGCAGCAGCAGCAGCAGCAACAACAACAACAACUGCAGCGAGCCACCAGCAACAACAACAACAACAGCAACAAGCGCAAAAUUAGUCUAAGCAACGCGUCCAGCAACGGCAACAACAAGAACUGCAUUUUUCUGCCCAUUUCCCCAAACAUCAACAGCAGCAGCAAUGUGGCUGCAACAGCUGCAGCAACAACAACAGCAGUUACAACAACAACUGGUAAGCUGCCCACGCAAAGCUGCUUUGCUAGUCCGGUCCAAACAACCAUGCGCCAGCGUUCCAGCCUGUUAACCAAGCAGCAAUCGCUUGACUUUGACAACAACAACGGAAACGGGGAUCCCAUGAUUGGGGCGCAUAGGCGCAGACGCAGCUACGUUUACAGCUACCCCAGCAGCAGUUCCGCGUCGGCGCCGCCAAGUCCCUCGCUGCUGCAGCAGUGCAUGGGCGUCAAUUGGUUGUGCAGCAGCAACAACUUCAGCGAGAGCAACAUAAAUAACAACAGCAACAAUGUGGAGCUGCUAGUUAAUCAAAACUCAAUGGAUUUGGAAACGAGCCUGGCGCUAAGCGGUGCCAAUAUGGAGCUAAACGAAACGCAACGUUCGCAAUCAGUGCCGCUAUCACAGCUGCAGCGCAGCAGCCACCACUCCCCCUCAGCAGGCUACAAUCGACAGCUGAAUCAGGCCGUCACCACUGGCCCAGUGAACGAGGCGCUCUUCUCGGAGAACAGUAAUAGUCAGCAGUCGGUGGGCGCUCUAAAACUGGGUGGCGGCGAUGUGGAUGUAUCGGCAAGUCUGCUCUACGAUGAAGUGGAUGUCAGUGCGCUCAUCUCGCCAAGCUUUAACAAGUUCAGUGGCAUACAAACGACAACCACAUGCAGCUCCUCGGCGGGUUCUUCGAGUGGUUACAGCAGUGCCGGCAGUGCGGGCGGCAUUGUGUCGCGCUCCGUGCCCUCCACGCCGCUGCCGCAUCAGCAAUCGCAGAUCCAGGGCGGCAACAAUCUCGGAACCGCCAACGGCAGCUGCAAUGCCGCCAGUGGCCAUUUCAACAUCUCACCAGCCUUCAAUUGGGGCGCCAACAAUGCGGCCUACUGUGGGCAGUCGUACAGCUCCCGAAAUGUUCUGGAUAUAUCCAAAUCAAUGCCAUCGACGCCCAUUACGACGCCGUGCUUUCGCUUCAGUCCCGUUGAGCUGUACCGAGACUUUCUAAUCAACGGCAAUACGAUUGACAGCCUGCCGUCGCCGGCUGUUGCGGCCUUUGGAGUCGGCAGCACCACAGAUGCCGUCUUGGCCCUCAGCACUGAUACGCUAAUUGACGACGUUGCGCCCAAUAGCAGCGAUGUGGAUGCCAUAAUUGGUGCUGCCGAUAUACUUGAUGGCUUGUAGAAUUUGCACGAAGAGAAAGCUCAAAAGCAGGCAGAGAUUUCGAGCGAGACGCAGCCAGAAGAGCUGGUGAUGGCCAGUCUGUUAGAGCAUGUGGAUAAGUUAUAAAUCUCUCUCACUCUUUCUCUCUCUCUGUCUGUCUGUAUGUCUCUAUAGAUCUGUAAUCACAAUCGGAAUGGACAACCAUAACGUAGUCGUUACCUAUUUUACUCGUAUCGAUCUUGUAUAAUUGAUGUGCGAAAAUUGAUGUUCCGUGUGACGAGCUUUCUCUUCGAAAUUCUCUAGCGAAAGACUCCAGACAUGCCCAUACUAUAUACAAAUUCUUAAUGCUAAACUCCAAUUGGUUUCAAAUAUGCCAUAAAGGCAAUUUAUUUAAAUUUCAAUGUCAAUGAAGGGAUUUGUUUUUGAAUGUCAUUGCAACCAUCCUGAACCAAGUAUCCCUCAGGACUUUGUUAUGAGAAUGUGCGUGCAUAUAUUUAUGUUUGUAUGUAUGUAGUAUUUGUAAGUAUGUGUGCAUGUUAUUAAAAAAAAUGGCAUAUUGUUAUAAAGUGGAACUGGAAAAUGUUUGCAAUUUUCUCUAGUUGAAUAGUUUUUAAUGUUGACCCUCGAUUUGAAAUGAGAACUUUAUACACAAAACGAUAAAACAGAAUACCAUAUACCAUAUAGUAGAGAACCUUACAAAUGAAACGAACUUAAAGUCUGAAUGAAUUCAACGUGCAGCGGUUUUAAAAACAUAUACAUAUAUACACAACAGAUUAAAGAAUGUAACAUUUUAAAUGAUCCCGUCAGGUGUUGGGAUGGUUUCCCAUCCCGAUAAGAGAGCCCAAACUAUACAUACACAUUAGUUCUAAGCUAACAAUUGAUGAGGGCCUAAACAAACGGCAAGCGUUCAAUUGAAACAAUUAUCAAGUUCAAGUGUUUAACUGUGUGUGUAAUGUUACGUAACGUAACGUAUUUAUGUAGAAUUUGUUAUCAAAUCAACAUUUGUAACUUUAUCAAGCUAUCAGGUGUCGUUGAUAGCUUAAGCAUAUGUAUAAAAUUGGUCGACCUUUUUUCGAUUUUAUAAACAACUUAUUGAUUAAGUUCUUUGUAAUUUCUAUCUUCUAUUCAAACAAAUUGUUAUAUUUUCUAUCACUAAACCAUAUUAAAUGGUCUUUAAUUAGCAUUAAGUGUUUGUUUGUUAUUGAAAGUGUUUUGUUUUAAAUGAUAACCCAUAAUAGGAGCAGAAACUCUCCUAUUGUGUCAAGUUCUCUAGGUUUAAUUUUCCAUGUACCGCUGUAAUUCACGUUCUAUUAUCCAUAAUCCUAGUGUUAUUGGUAUACUUAAUUCCCAAUACCCUAUCCUGUUUAUCCAACUACUGUUUAGGUUUCUACAACUUUAAACAAAAUUUAGCUUUAAUAUUUCAUUUAAAUGAAAAACCAAUUCAUUUCUCUGCUACAAAUUUACGUAAAUUUGUUUGUAAAACAAAGUAAAAUUUAUAAAUACACACAUCCAGAGCAUCCUUGCGUUAUCCACGUAUAAAUUGUGAAAAUCAAAAAUAAAAAGUAAAAAUGUAAAAAAUAAUUAAUAAAUGUGCCUCAGGCUUUAUUGUAAAACAAUUAUAUACUUGCAUAUACCAUAUAAUAUGCACAGAAAACCAUACAAAUGCAUUAUUAAAAGAGGAAAGUUAGCUGAGUAUACAUAUAUAUAUAUAUAUAUAUAUACUUAUAUAAAAAUAUACACUCAUUUACAAAACGCAAAGUUAGAAUUAGGGAAACAAUUGAAUUUGCUAGAGACCUCAGAUUCAACAAAGUAAAAAGAUAGUCAGCAAUUGAUCCAUUCAACCAUAGAGAUAUAUACAAGUUCCCCCAAGCACAGCCCCAAGCAUUAUCAACUCAAAUCUAAACUAAACCAAUAUUCCGCUCAUAUAUCGAUGUGUAUUUAAGUAAAGUCGAUAUGCACAUCAUCAUUUGGAACUGCUACCGCUUUAAUUAAACAGAAAUAGCUCCUGUGGAAUAUAAGUACGUAUACAAUAAAUUUUUUCACCGGGAACCCUUUAAUAAACAAGCGAAAAACCCAAUAUACAUAAAUACAAUAGUUACAUAAAGAUAAACGAACCAAACUGUACUUUUUAUAAGAUAUUUUAAUGCAAAACAAAAAAACAAUUAAUGUCAAUAAAAACCUAUGGAACAAA